Salvia splendens (bonfire salvia) is the source of this 600-nucleotide messenger RNA. RefSeq lists its product as uncharacterized. Gene Ontology annotation, molecular function: nucleic acid binding. The transcript is spliced from 2 exons. Gene Ontology annotation, biological process: DNA integration. NCBI's taxonomy places the organism in Eukaryota, Viridiplantae, Streptophyta, Magnoliopsida, Lamiales, Lamiaceae. The coding region runs from base 1 to 600 and encodes 199 amino acids. The record is from RefSeq and is a predicted model, not a curated record.
AUGAAGAAGUAUAGGGUAAACCACCGUCUAUCCACCCCAUAUCAUCCUCAAAGUAAUGGCCAAGCAGAAAUUUCAAAAAGGGAAAUCAAGAGUAUCCACGAAAAAACAGUGAGUCCUUCAUGGAAGGACUGGAGCAAAAGGUUUAACGAUGCCUUGUGGGCUUAUCGCACUGCUUAUAAAACACUGAUCGACAUGUCACCGUACAGACUAGUUUUCAGAAAAAUGUGUCAUCUUCCUGUGGGCAUUGAAGAUAAAGCAUACUGGGCAGUCAAGGAAGUAAACAUGCAACCUAAAUUGUGUGCUGAAGAAAGGAAGCUCCAACUGCAAGAGUGGGAAGAACUCAGACUGGAAUCCUAUGAUGCAGCCAUGUGUUAUAAGGAGAAAACUAAGCUUUGGCAUGACACAAACCUGAGGAUGAAACCCUUUAGGGACAACUCGGAAGUGCACAUUAUGGAAGAAAUUCCACUGUGCACGACCGAUGUUCUCGCCUUAGUUGAUCAACUAGUAGAUGUUCUAGGUGAUCCACUUGACCAACUAAAUGAAGCAUGUCGAAUCAUGAAAGGAUCAAGUGAAUCUCUAGAACGUCUACAAGGCUUGUGA